Messenger RNA from Galleria mellonella (greater wax moth), 1235 nucleotides. RefSeq lists its product as uncharacterized. The coding region runs from base 359 to 661 and encodes 100 amino acids. The transcript is spliced from 3 exons. The record is from RefSeq and is a predicted model, not a curated record. NCBI's taxonomy places the organism in Eukaryota, Metazoa, Arthropoda, Insecta, Lepidoptera, Pyralidae.
GAAGACGGCGAAGGUUUAGUUCGCACUGAACGAACCUCCCUGCUAUGCGAUACAGCAGCACGUCUUACUUUAAUAUAAAUUAAUUUAAUUAAUAUAUUUAAAAAAAAUCGAAAAUAUUUUAUUAUUUUAAAAAUUAAUAUUCGAAGUUUUAAAUAUUAAACAUUAAUUGUAGUAUUUGUUUAAUUAGAUUUAAGUGUACUCGUAUAUACGUACGGACAAUAAUCGUAGCUUUCCGUUGGUGUGAUAUUACCAUGGGACCCAAAAAAAUGCAUGGUGGCGAUUUUUGAUAUCAUAAACAUUUCAUACGAGGCUGGCUCUCAUUUGAUCACUGAAUCAUAGACGCACUUGCAACUGCAACAUGGACGCUAACGGACUACAUUAUGGCUGUAUAAACAGCUGUUUAUCUUGCCUUAGGCGUAUUUUUGUAAGUUGCAGAUAUGACUGGCCAUCGGUGGUUCAUGCACCGCCACAAACUGAAAUGACGCCACCACAACUGGUGACUUCACCACCUCGUCUAACUUCACCGCCACCAUCUCCACCAUUGCCACCUUCGGCACCACCGUCGACGCCAUCAAACUCGCCUGAACGUCCGAAGCAGCGCAGAUGCCGCUGCACGCCAUGUGUUCAUACUCGUGCUGCUCUUCUGUUUAGUUCUUAUUAAUUAUACCUAUAUAAGGACGUAGUUAGGUUCGGAUAGAGGAGCUUCCAAACGAAGUAUGCUUAGCUUAGCUAAGCUUACAAUUGCAAUUUAGGCAACAUUUUUAUAUUUUAACAUAAUUUAUUAUUUUAGUCGUUAGAUGUUUUCAGGCUAACGAUUUUUAAAUCUCAUUUUUUAUUCUUAUCUAGACGACCAAGUGAAGUUCGUCGAACGAACGCCAUCGAUUUAAAAUUUUUUUUUGUUAAUUUAGCAGAUUUUAUCGAUUGUUUUUUCUUUUAAACCAUUCUUUUAAAAAAUAAUUAUUUAAAUCAGCUGUUUUCGAAUUUUAAUGAAACUGAUGAUCGCGGGAAUUGAUUUAUUGAUAUAUAGGUUGGCAAUAUAGGUUUUAAAAAUUACCGGCCCCAUCUAUCCACCCAUAUAUAUACACCUAUCUACGCUCCUGGUUAUAUGUAGCAACUACAUACUCAUUACUAAUAAGAUAUAUCAUAGCUUUAUUAAUAACUAAUAGAUUUACUAUUAAAAAAGAAAAAAAUUAUGUGCUUUUAUCUGAUAAGUAUUACUACUUAGUUACAUAGUA